This is a messenger RNA of Salmo salar (Atlantic salmon), 1999 nucleotides long. RefSeq lists its product as uncharacterized. Lineage: Eukaryota; Metazoa; Chordata; Actinopteri; Salmoniformes; Salmonidae. The record is from RefSeq and is a predicted model, not a curated record. Gene Ontology annotation, cellular component: nucleus; nuclear membrane. Gene Ontology annotation, molecular function: proteasome binding. Gene Ontology annotation, biological process: nuclear protein quality control by the ubiquitin-proteasome system; proteasome localization.
GACACGCCCGCGCGCUAUGUUCUUGCGGCAGUAUUUUGUCAUACAUUCGCGGGAGAAGAGCUUUGCAAAGUUUUGUCAGCAACUAUUACAUUUUAUGGCAUUUAUUUGAGGUACUUGGCAGGCGAUAGCUGCGCGUUAUUAGUACAACCUUUACAGUUUGUUGACUGCACACUACUAGACAGCUUCCUAGCUAGCUAGACAGCUAACAACAUAACUGGCAAACUUUUUGCAAGAGGUCUGUCGUUUUGAUCCAAAGUAUCUAAUAUGGCAACCAUGUGUCACUCAAGACGUGCCCUGAUGGAAAUCCCAGCUCCACAGCCGAAAAUUGCAGCUCGACUGAGAAGGUCCUACCUGGAGGUUCUAAGUUCACGCAUAACUCCAUUCUCAACCACCUCUAGAGGCAGAAACCUGACCAGCAACUCAAAACGUGGGCAUUCAUUGGACCCAGCCAUAUACAGAACAGGGAGUAGUCGGAGUGAGGCCCAAAGUGAGAGAAUGGAAGACAACCAGACACCCCUGUCCAACCAGCAGCUUGUGCAGCUCAUAAGAUCUUUCAUCCUAGUAGAACAGGGGCAGAGGCAGGAGCCCAGAGCUCUCACUACGGACCUGAAACCGAUACAGGAGGACUUGCACCUGAAGAAGACCAAUGUCUAUAGAUCUAUACCCUACUCACGCCUGGGGUCCAACAGAGACGCACACUGUUACAGAAAGGCAUAUCCACACCUGGUGGUGUUUAAAGUUUCCUGCCAGGAGUGGGGUCAGCUGCUGCUGCAGAACGAGGAGUGGGAGUCUACUCUGGAGCACGCCCUAGUGGCGUGGAGGUACACCAGCGAGCUGCCACAGUGGGACACCAGCAGCCACAACUCGGUGAGGGAACAGUGUUACAUCAUGCUGGCAGCACACUGCAUCACAGCUCUACAGCACUAUUGCCCAGACCCCAGCAAAGCCAUAGAGCUGCACAGGAGGUUUAAAAUGGCACAGCUGCACAGUCAGUUGAUCUAUCCUUGUAUUCAGGAGCUGGAGAGAAGCCUCAGCGAAGCACAGGUUUGUUCCAUGAACACCCGCUGAAAUGCCCAACCUGCUGAAAUGGCCAACACUAAGAUCAGCUGACAACAAUCAGCACGGCUUCCAAGUCUAUGGGGUUGCACUAUUGAACAGCGUAUAUCAGUGGUUGCCAUUCAACUAUGUUUGGUAUCCUUGCCUUGUGUUGCGCUAUUCCCCCUUGCCUUGCCUACAGUAUUCCCCCCUUGCCUUGCCUACAGUAUUCCCCCUUGCCUUGCCUACAGUAUUCCCCCUUGCCUUGCCUACAGUAUUCCCCCUUGCCUUGCCUACAGUAUUCCCCUUGCCUUGCCUACAGUAUUCCCCCUUGCCUUGCCUACAGUAUUCCCCCUUGCCUUGCCUACAGUAUUCCCCCUUGCCUUGCCUACAGUAUUCCCCCUUGCCUUGCCUACAGUAUUCCCCCUUGCCUUGCCUACAGUAUUCCGCCUUGCCUUGCCUACAGUAUUCCCCUUGCCUUGCCUACAGUAUUCCGCCUUGCCUACAGUAUUCCCCUUGCCUACAGUAUUCCGCCUUGCCUUGUCUAAAGUAUUCCCUCAGAGUAAAUACAAGAGAAAGCUUUGAUGAAUUUUGGUAAGCUGUUUUUUAAAUAUGAAUUUAAGCUUUUUGUAUUAAGUUGUUUUGUAAAAUGUGUUUAUUGCCAUUGAACUAUUGAAUGUUAUCAUAAGGAAAUUAUGAAAUGGCCUUUAAAAUGUGAAAUGCUGUCAUAGGGAAAUGAACUGUCCUUUUCACCUAGAUGUUUUAUAUGUGGGGGAUGUUUUUGUAGAUGUGUUGAAAAAUGCCACGAUACAUGAAACAGCUGCCUUAUUUCAACUUGGCUGAAUGCUACCUGUUUUGUAAAUAUUUGUCUAAAAUAACUGUUUUGCACUUAUGUUCUUCAUCCUGGAAACUUGACAUUUUGAUAAAAUAGAAUCUAAUUUAAUAAAAUUCUACUUUUUUUCAA